CUAGGUGUUAUUGGAAACAACAAAGCUAUAGGAAAAUACAUCACAACUAUGAUCUUUCUGUAUUUUGCCUGCCUCCUUCCAUCCAUUGCAUUUGGGUCACUCAAUGAUGAGAAUACCGGCGGAGCUAUGGAUGUGCAGAAGACAAUCAUUGGCCAGUGUAUCGGAGGGCUGCUUUACGCACUCUUUUCAGGGCAACCUCUAGUUGUACUCUUAACGACGGCUCCUCUAGCACUCUACAUUAACGUCAUCCGAGGAAUCUGUGAUGACUACAACUUGGAUUUCAGUGCUUUCUAUGCCUGGAUUGGACUGUGGAACAGCUUUUUCCUUGUGAUGUACUCCCUCUUUAAUUUCAGUCUUCUGAUGAAGCUCUUUAAAAGGUCAAUAGAAGAAAUAAUUGCACUUUUUAUAUCCAUCACGUUCGUGCUUGAUGCCUUCAAAGGCAUUAUUAAAGUUUUUAAGAAAUAUUACUACCAUGGGCGCACAGGAGACAGUUACUUGGAAAAAGCACAAGCUAAUGCUAUUCCAAGCCUCGGCAUCAAUACCACCUUCUUGAUGAAUUCAUCAGUGAGCAGAUCCAUGUCCCUAGAGAAUCAAACAGGCACGUAUGAUGUGCAUCAUGGACGUGAAACUGCCGUCCUUAGUCUCAUGUUGAUGUUGGGUACCCUUUGGCUUGGUCAUACGCUCUAUCAGUUUAAGAAAAGCCCAUAUUUGCACGCGAGAGUACGUGAAAUUCUAUCCGACUGUGCCUUACCGAUUUCCGUUCUGACUUUCUCUCUUGUGGGUUCCUAUAUCUUCAAGGAAAUUGAAAUGUCUAAAUUUAACUACAACCCAUCGGAGCGCUUGUUCGUGCUGGCCCCAGUUCAGUCCCUCUCCAUCGGGUCAGUGAUGAGCGCCAUGGGGCUGGGGUUCAUCCUGUCGAUGCUCUUCUUCAUAGAGCAGAACAUCGUGGCAUCACUCACAAACGCUCCAGAGAACAGGUUGGUGAAGGGAACAGCUUAUCACUGGGACCUCCUGCUCGUCGCGCUGAUUAACACGGGGCUCUCAGUCUUCGGCCUCCCGUGGAUCCACGCCGCCUUCCCUCACUCCCCCAUGCACGUCCGCGCCCUGGCCUACGUGGAGGAAAGGGUUGAAAACGGACACAUCUACGAGACGAUUGUGAGUGUGAAGGAGACCCGGCUGACAAGUCUAGUGGCAAACUUCUUGGUUGGCCUCUCGCUCCUGCUCCUCCCUUUCCCUCUCCAGUGGAUCCCAAAGCCCGUCCUUGAUGGCCUCUUCCUCUACAUCGCGCUGACCUCCAUCGAUGGGAACCAGCUCUUUGAAAGGGUGGCUCUCCUGCUCAAAGAACAGACUGCUUAUCCUCCGACACAUUACAUCCGCAGAGUGCCCCAGAGGAAGAUCCACUAUUUCACAGGCUUGCAGGUCCUGCAACUCCUCAUCCUCUGUGGUUUUGGCAUGUCACCGUUGCCCUACAUGAAGAUGAUCUUCCCGCUCAUCAUGAUAGGGAUGAUCCCAAUCAGGUAUAACCUGCUCCCUAGGAUCAUCGAAGCCAAGUACUUGGAUGCUAUGGAUGCAGAGCAUUGAACAGGGUCCUCCACUCACGGAGCAGUGAGGAGAGCUCUUUUGGAGUUGGAAGGUGGCUUUGCCGAGGCGUAGAACAAUCUCUCUGCAGUUCUUUCUUUCACCACUUUCUUUCUGCUCUAAUAUGACGUUGGUAAUGCACACGUAUCAAAGACCAAAUGAGUGUUGAAGUGUCAGACCAAAACAGCCUUGGACUUGGGAGGCCGAUGCUUUUUUGGAGCUGUGAAGCAAGCAAGCUUUAUGGAAAAUAUUACUUUCCACAUCCCAAAACUGGAAACCCCAAAGAUCAGCAUGUCUACGGUUGGAGCAUGCAUUCUCAGAGUUGUUAUGUGUUCCUGUGUUUGAG
Apaloderma vittatum (bar-tailed trogon) is the source of this 1924-nucleotide messenger RNA. RefSeq names its product solute carrier family 4, sodium borate transporter, member 11 (gene SLC4A11). Gene Ontology annotation, cellular component: plasma membrane; basolateral plasma membrane. The transcript has 11 exons. Gene Ontology annotation, biological process: monoatomic ion homeostasis; transmembrane transport; monoatomic anion transport. The annotation marks the transcript as partial. Lineage: Eukaryota; Metazoa; Chordata; Aves; Trogoniformes; Trogonidae. The record is from RefSeq and is a predicted model, not a curated record. Gene Ontology annotation, molecular function: solute:inorganic anion antiporter activity.